Messenger RNA from Macadamia integrifolia, 1001 nucleotides. RefSeq names its product cyclin-dependent kinase inhibitor 1-like. The transcript is spliced from 4 exons. The record is from RefSeq and is a predicted model, not a curated record. Gene Ontology annotation, cellular component: nucleus. Gene Ontology annotation, molecular function: cyclin-dependent protein serine/threonine kinase inhibitor activity. Gene Ontology annotation, biological process: negative regulation of cyclin-dependent protein serine/threonine kinase activity. Bases 149 to 850 code for a protein of 233 amino acids. Lineage: Eukaryota; Viridiplantae; Streptophyta; Magnoliopsida; Proteales; Proteaceae.
CUCUUCGCUGAACAUAAAAGAGAGGAAAUUGAAAAAGCCUUUCUCACGCCUCUCAGUCUCUCUCGAUGGAAGAACCACACACACGCUCACACACAUUCACGCAGAGGAAGCUGUGAUCGAAGAAAGAGAGCUGGAGAUUUCUACAGAAAUGGGGAAGUAUAUGAGGAAAUGCAAAGGGAUUGGUGAGACAGUGAUGGAGGUGGCGCAGGUUGGUGUGACUACGAGAGCUAGAAGUAGUAGUCUAGCCAUGGAGGCAGAAGGCACAGAAGGGACUGCAACAAGCACAGGCGCAACGAAGAGAAGGAAGGUCGUUUCUGCAGAAUUACAAUUCUCUCCCUCUUGUGUUCAGCUAAGCAGUCCUCUCCCCGUGAUCACACCGGAGAGGUCGGUUUCACCGGCGAAUUCGGAGAAUUCCGAUCAAGUUAUCACUGAAGAACGAUGCUCAAGCCCUAACUCUGAUCAUGUCCAGGUGUCUCAGUGCUCGAGCAACGGAUCCACCGAGCUUGUGAAGGAGAGCUUGAGAUCCGUAGAUCUAGAGGAUGAGGAUGAGUGCUUCCAUAUUGAGAACCUGACGAAGUAUUCCGACUGCCGACAAAGUAGAGAAACGACUCCAUCAAGUGAACUUCGUGCAGAAUCAGGAGAUCUGGAGUCCACAGCGAGGCCAUCAGCUGUGGCGAAUUCUCGCUACAGAUCGACGGAUGUGAGAAUGCCAACUGAGACAGAGCUUGAUGAGUUCUUCUCAGCCGCAGAGAAGAAGGAGCAGAAGCGUUUUGCUGACAAGUACAAUUUCGAUAUCAUGAAGGACGUUCCAUUGGAGGGUCGUUACGAGUGGGUUCGAGUAAAACCAUGAACAGAAAAAGAAGAAAAAAAAGAGAAGAAAAAGUAUUUGGCAACAACAAGAGAAGAACAAUUAAAGGUUUUUUUUAGUUGGAAGUAAUAUUUGUAAGGGCUUUUUUCUAUUUCAUAUAUUAUUAGUAAUAAAUUUUAUUUUUCUUCGUUUC